AUGAUUGGACAAUGCAGCCUCAGACAACUACUCGAGUAUGGAUAUUUCCAUGCAGAUCCACAUCCUGAGAACCUUUUAGCAACGCCUGAUAGGAGACUUUCUUUUCUCGACUUCGGAAUGAUGAGUGAGACACCGGAAGAUGCGCGAUCUUCUAUAAUUAGUCAUGUUGUUCACUUGGUUAACCGAGAUUAUGAAGCUAUGGCUCGUGACUACUAUGCUCUUGAUUUCUUUUCAUCAAACGUCGAUGUUUCUCCAAUUGUGCCAGCACUUAUAGACUUUUUUGAUGAAGCACAUAAUUAUAUUGUGAGUGAACUUAACUUCAAGACACUAGUGGAUGGUCUUGGGAAUGUUCUGUAUCAAUUUCCGUUUAAUGUCCCAGCUUACUAUGCUCUGAUAUUGAGGUCUCUCGCUGUUUUAGAAGGUUUAUCACUUAAUGCCGAUCCCAACUUCAAGGUGCUUGCAGCUUCAUACCCGUAUUUCGCUAAGCGGCUUUUAACAUAUCCAAAUCCAUAUCUGAGAGAUGCUCUUAUUGAGUUGAUUUUCAAAGAUGAGAAGUUUAGUGCAAGUGGAGUAGACUCGAACACUUGCUAA
Messenger RNA from Lathyrus oleraceus (garden pea), 591 nucleotides. Its product is annotated as protein ACTIVITY OF BC1 COMPLEX KINASE 3, chloroplastic. Gene Ontology annotation, biological process: protein phosphorylation. The record is from RefSeq and is a predicted model, not a curated record. NCBI's taxonomy places the organism in Eukaryota, Viridiplantae, Streptophyta, Magnoliopsida, Fabales, Fabaceae. The transcript has a single exon. Gene Ontology annotation, molecular function: protein kinase activity; ATP binding. The coding region runs from base 1 to 591 and encodes 196 amino acids.